Messenger RNA from Perca flavescens (yellow perch), 3866 nucleotides. RefSeq names its product NACHT, LRR and PYD domains-containing protein 12. The coding region runs from base 187 to 2979 and encodes 930 amino acids. The record is from RefSeq and is a predicted model, not a curated record. Gene Ontology annotation, molecular function: protein binding. The transcript is spliced from 9 exons. Lineage: Eukaryota; Metazoa; Chordata; Actinopteri; Perciformes; Percidae.
AAAUUGACAGACACACACCCACACACACACACACACCAGAUAAACUCAGCCUGAUUUCCUGUAACUGGAGAGGGGAGGAGCAACACUCCCAAGGAGACCCUGUAACUAAAAGUUGUUCACUCAGUUAAGAAUUCAUUUUGAGUUGACCACGGAGCAGGAGGAGGGAAACUGAAGGCCGAGGCAGGAAUGACUUCAGAUCAGGAGAUGAGUGAUUCAGAGGAAGAGAAGGAUGGAGCAGAUUCUCCAGUAUCCGGCUAUCUGUCUAUGAAGUCCAAAGAACCUCCUCUACUCUUCAGUAAUGAACCUGGACCCUCAGACACAAAAAAGAGAAAAAUGAGUGAUGUCUCUGAGGAGGAGCAGCAGCACAGAUCCAGAACCAGAGCUGGACUGCAGACAGCCAGUCAGACCUGCACUGUACAAAUGAAUGGUAGUCAGCAUGAACAUAAGAUCAGCGUGAAGAGGACAUGUGAACGCGUUUCUGAAGGACCUGGUCAAACAGGAAGUGGAACAUCCCUCAAUAGGAUCUACAUUGCGCUCUACAUCACAGAUGGAUGGAGUGAAGAGGUUAACACCCAACAUGAGGUUUGGCAGCUUGAGAUAGAUUCCAAGAUGGAGACCCUCCAUGAAACUCCAAUCAAGUGCAGCGACAUCUUUGAAGCCUUACAUGACCAACAGAAUUGCAUCAGAGUCGUCCUGACGAUUGGCGUCGCUGGCGUCGGAAAAACCUUCUCAGUGCAGAAAUUCUCUCUGGACUGGGCCGAGGGUUUGGAAAACCAAGACAUCAGUCUGGUGAUCCCUCUUUCGUUCAGGGAGCUGAACUUGAUCAAAGAUGAGCAGUACAGUCUUCUGGAGCUGCUCCGUGUUUUCCAUCCAACGUUGCAGAAGGUCACUGCGGAGCAGCUCGCUGGCUCUAAAGUUCUCUUCAUCUUUGACGGCCUGGAUGAAAGCAGACUUUCACUGGAUUUCAACAACAAUGAGGCUGUUUCUGAUGUCACACAGAAGUCAUCGGUCAACGUGCUGUUGACAAACCUCAUCGAGGGGAAGCUCCUUCCCUCGGCUCUCGUCUGGAUAACUUCUCGACCUGCGGCAGCCAAUCAGAUCCCUCCUGCGUGUGUUGACAGGAUAACAGAAGUACGAGGCUUCACUGACGCCCAGAAGGAGGAGUACUUCAGGAAGAGAGUCAGUGAUGACGAGCUGUCCAGCAGAAUAAUCUCCCACAUCAAGACCUCCAGGAGCCUCCACAUCAUGUGUCUGAUCCCAGUCUUCUGCUGGAUCACUGCUACAGUUCUGGACCACAUGUUGACUACAUACCAGAGAGGAGAGCUGCCCAAGACCCUGACUGACAUGUACUCACACUUCCUGCUGGUUCAGACAAAGAGGAAGACGCAGAAGUAUGAUGAGGGACACGACACGAGUCCACGAGAGCUGAAGAAGACCGACAGGGAAGUUCUUCUGAAGCUGGGGAGGCUGGCGUUUGAACAGCUGCAGAAAGGAAACAUCAUGUUCUACCAAGAAGACCUGGAGCGCUGUGGUCUGGAUGUCACAGAGGCCUCGCUGUACUCAGGAGUUUGUACAGAGAUCUUCAAAAGAGAGAGUGUGAUCUUCCAGAGAACAGUCUACUGCUUUGUUCAUCUGAGCGUUCAGGAGUUUCUGGCUGCAGUCUACUUCUACCACUGUUACACCAACAGGAACACGGAGGUACUGGAGGACUUCCUGGGGAAAGGCUGGAAAUCCCAGAAGGGUUCCUUAUACCUGCAUAGUGAUUCUUACCUGACUGAGGAUGAUAAUGAUGGUAACACUGACUCAUCUCUGGAUGUCUUCCUGAAGAAAGCCAUGGAGAAAUCCCUGAAGAUUAAAAAUGGCCACCUGGACUUGUUUGUCCGUUUCCUUCAUGGACUCUCUCUGGAGUCCAACCAGAGACUCUUAGGAGGCCUGCUGGGUCAGACAGACAACAGUCCAGAAAUCAUCCAGAGAGCCAUCAACAACCUGAAGGAAAUGAAGAUGUACGAAGUCUCUCCUGACAGAAGCAUCAACAUCUUUCACUGUCUGAUGGAGAUGAACGACAGCUCAGUCCAUCAAGAGAUCCAAGAGUUCCUGAAGUCAGAGAACAGAUCAGAGAAGAAACUCUCUAUGAUUGACUGCUCAGCUCUGGCCUACAUGCUGCAGAUGUCAGAGGAGGUUCUGGAUGAGUUGAACCUGCAGAAGUACAACACAUCAGAGGAGGGACGACAGAGACUAAUUCCAGCUGUAAGGAACUGCAGAAGAGCUAUACUUUCUCGCUGUCUACUCUCUGAGAUUCAUUGUGAAGUCGUUGCCUCAGCUCUGAAGUCCAACCCCUCCCAUCUGAGAGAGCUGAACCUGACUGACAACAAGCUCCAGGAUUCAGGAGUAAAGCAGCUGUGUGCUGGAUUGAAGAGUCCACACUGUAGACUGGACACUCUGAGAUUGAGGGGCUGCAGUUUGUCAGAGAUCAGCUCUGCUUCUCUGGCCUCAGCUCUGAAGUCAAACCCCUCCCAUUUGAGAGAGCUGGACCUGAGAGACAACAAGCUGCAGGAUUCAGGAGUGAAGCCGCUGUGUUAUUUUUUUGAGAGUCCGCAAUGUAGACUGGAGACCCUGAGAUUGAUGGACUGCAGUUUGUCAGAAAGCAGCUGUGCUUCUCUGGCUUCAGCUCUGAAGUCUUCCCAUCUGAGAGAGCUGCAGCUGAGAGACAACAACCUGAAGGAUUCAGGAGUAAAGCUGCUGUGUGGUUUUCUGGAGAAUCCACACUGUAAACUGGAGACUCUGAGAUUGAUGGACUGCGGUUUGACCAAGUUCAGCUGUGAUUCUCUGGCCUCCGCUCUGAAGUCCAACCCCUCCCAUUUGAGGGAGCUGCAAUUGAGAGACAACAAGCUGAAGGAUUCAGACGUAAAGCUGCUGUGUGAUCUUGUGGAGAGUCCACACUGUAGACUGGAGACUCUGAGAUGGAAGUGGAAUCACUAAGAGCAAUCAGGAAUGAGGAUGUGUUGAGACACGAUGUGGAGUCCACAGUAAUCCCUGUGUAUCCCUCUGGAUCUGGAUUGCUCUGCUGCUGCUCUGUCCUUCUACACAGUCUCUGCAGACACACUGGGACUCCUCCACUCCUUUUGCUCCACACUCUGCAACCACCUCUUCCACCUGGACCUGGGUUUCAUUUUCUCCUUAUUCAUUCAAAUAUUCUGAACCCAAAGUGCCUCUGCAGAUUAAUUCUGUUCAUGACAACAACUGUAGAUUAACACAGUGGUUCCCAAAGUGGGGUCCCCAGACCAGAGGUCCUUGAGUGUGUUCCAAGGGGUCCACAGCAAAAAGGGGAAUCCUUUUUUCAUUAACAUCUUCACUAUAAUUCCAUCCAUAAGUAACACAAUUACAGAAUGUAUGACCAUUUUAGUCAUGAGUUUCAUACACUUUCUGUAAUGAAACAUCUAAAAGCAAAAAUACUAUAACAUGGGGGACCCUGGGACGGAAUUGUAUCAUAAUAUAUAAUCGGGGCCUGUUGUCUAAUUUGUGUAAGUUUAGGGGUCCAUCAUGUGAAAAAGCUUUGCCUUCUGUUGGAGCUCCACCCUGUGGAACAAUGGAGCAUUGCAGUUAAGUCCCACAUAUUUCUUAAUAACAACGGGAGAUGAUUUUGGACACAUAAAGUUACCUUAUACUAAUACCAGCCAUUUCUCAUAUAAUAACGUAAAUAUUUGCUUGUAGCAAACAAACAAACAGAAGAUAAAACCUGAAUUAAAUCAAAGUUUCACUGAAGUUUCUCAACUGACUACAGACAGAUUAUGUCUGGACUCUGUUGGGAAAUCAGCACCUUAUGUUUUAUUUUGUAUAUGACGUUAAUUUGAACUGAUUAACAUGCA